Rhodofomes roseus is the source of this 578-nucleotide messenger RNA. RefSeq lists its product as uncharacterized. Bases 10 to 462 code for a protein of 150 amino acids. The record is from RefSeq and is a predicted model, not a curated record. The transcript has a single exon. NCBI's taxonomy places the organism in Eukaryota, Fungi, Basidiomycota, Agaricomycetes, Polyporales, Fomitopsidaceae.
UGGCGGGGCAUGCCCGUGCCAGCCUCCGCACUGGCGCUUCCGGCUGGUCGGGGUAGUGUUGCGGACAAGCCGAGUUCAACUCGCGAACUCACUCGACUUGAUGAUCAAGUUCGCAAAACUCGGCUUACUUGUUGCGCAAGUCAAGUCGGCGAGUUGACUCUGGAGUUGGGGCUCCAUAUCUUACUAAUUUUCUCACGCACCAUAACGGGACACCAUCGCCCCCGCCCUUGCGCGGCCCGACGCGAUCGAUCCAAACGCGACUUCAAAUCGUCGAGACUGCGUCUCCCGCUGCGUCUCCCGUCGAGUUCUCCGCCACCCUGCUGUACGCGAAUGUUUCAUGCACUUCUGCGGCUCUCGCUCUGCACUGCAAGGACCCUGGGCCCAUGUACGCGAUUCGUCAAGCCGUUGGAUUGUGGGUUCUUGCGCGACGGUGUGGUGUGUGUUGCCGGUGGAUGUGUUUGAGGGAGGACGCGAUGCGCGAAGUGUACAGUACCCUAGGUAUCAGCUGAGUACCCGCCGUAUGUUCUUCUGAGUAUAUAUACUCGUUGCAAACACGCUAUUAUCCUGUUCGACUGGAC